CGUUUUUUCUUGCAAAUGCAGACACUUGGUGGGAAUUGAAGUAUGCCGAACAGUUGGCCGGUGUGAACGCAUUGAAAAUACGUUGCGUGUCAUUUGACGUCCCGUCGUAUCGUUCGCCAGUGGAAAAGAGGAACUUUUUUUCUCCUCCAUUUGAAAACCGGGACGUUAUCAGCACUAUACUGUCUGAUUCCAAUCAAUGCAAGUCAUCAGAAUCAGGUGACGAGGACUGGGCCUAAGAGACGCUUUCAAGAUGCUGCCCAAAGACCUGAAGCAGAUCCGAGUACUAAUACUGAAUGACAAAGAUGAUUUGUCCCGGACCCUGUUCAGACUUGAUCAAGGUUUUGAGCUCCAGUUCCGUCUCGGUCCGAGUCUCCAAGGACGGAAAGUUACGGUGAAAACCAACUACCCACCAGAAGGAAAGCGGUUUGAACGGAACACUUUCCGUGUUUUGUCCUGGAACGUGUCGUCAGGACGGGAGGAUGAUUCUGAUAAGUUCUGCUCUCUGGAUGUCAAAGUGGCCGGUUCUUAUCAGUACUACUUUGGGUUUGGUGACGCAGAAAAGUCGGGAGGAGGCUACAUCGUGAUCAACCCUCUCCUUCACGUGGGACCAGACAACCAUGUCCUUCCUUUGGACUGCGUCACCAUUCAGACAUAUUUGUCCAAGUGUUUGGGGGACUUGGACGACUGGCCAGCCAGACUGAGAGUUGCAAAGGAAUCAGGGUACAACAUGAUCCACUUCACACCAUUGCAGACUCUUGGAGCCUCCAGGUCAUGCUACUCGCUAGCGGACCAGCUCGCCUUCAGCCCUGAGUUCAGCACAAAGGGUCAAAAUUAUAGCUGGGCAGAUGUGGGAGGCCUUGUGGAAAAGCUGAGGAGGGAAUGGAAUAUGCUGUGUAUCACUGACGUGGUGUACAACCAUACAGCUGCAAAUAGCCAGUGGAUCAGAGAGCAUCCAGAAUGUGGCUACAACCUGGUCAACUCCCCCCACCUGCGCCCGGCCUGGGUCUUGGACCGGGCCAUCUGGCAUUUAACCACGGGGAUAGUGGAGGGAAAGUACAGCAGCCUUUCUGUCGAUGUCACCAAUGAAAGCCAUCUGAAUGCCAUACGGAGUUUGCUGUGGAAUGAUGUGUAUCCUCAGAUCAAACUUUGGGAGUUCUACCAGGUCCAAGUGGACAGUUCUGUGGACCAGUUCAGAACUCUCCUACAGAAUGGUGUGAAACCGGAUAAUAAGACCGGGGAGAGAAAAGGUCUUCACAUCGUCCAGGACAUUCUUUACCGACGUUACGGCAGCACAGUCCACAUGGAUUCCGCCCUGGAAACAUUUGUGCCUCGCAGCUCCUCCCCUCAGGACAUAGAGGAGUGCUGCGGUUUGUUUCGAGAGAAACUGCAGCAGCUCAACGAGGAACAGCAGCACAUUGUGCAUCAGCAUCUUGAGCAGGCGGCCAACUGCAUUGUGGGAAAUAUCACGUAUGAGCGUCUUGCUGAACACGGACCCAAAUUAGGCCCAAUUAGCAAGAGGGACCCCCUCGUUACCAGGUAUUUCACCUUUCCAUACCAGGACAUGACUUUGGAAGAGGAAAUGCUGCUGCUUGACCAACCAGAGAAGACGUGUAACUUCCUGGCUCACAACGGCUGGGUGAUGGGGGAUGAUCCACUGCGGAAUUUCGCUGAGCCAGGGUCGAACGUCUACGUCCGUCGGGAGUUGAUAUGCUGGGGCGACAGUGUCAAACUUCGCUACGGCAAGGGACCGGAGGAUUGCCCUUUCCUGUGGGCUCACAUGAGGAAAUACACUGAAAUAACGGCCAAACACUUUCAUGGAGUCAGGCUGGAUAACUGCCACUCGACACCGUUGCAUGUAGCAGAGGCCAUGCUUGAUGCAGCCAGACUGGUCAGACCCAAUUUGUACUUGAUCGCUGAACUGUUUACAGGCAGCGAGCUCAUUGACAAUGUGUUUGUGAAUCGGCUGGGAAUUAGCAGCCUUAUAAGAGAGGCCAUGUCAGCUGGUGACAGCCAUGAGGAAGGACGAUUGGUCUAUCGUUACGGUGGAGAACCGGUCGGAGCUUUUGUCCAGCCCAGUCUCCGUCCGCUGAUGCCCUGCAUUGCCCAUGCCAUGUUCCUUGAUGUCACUCAUGACAACGAGUGUCCCAUACAGCUGCGUUCCCCACUGGACUCGCUGCCCAGUUCUGCAAUCGUCUCCAUGGCCUGCUGUGCGACCGGCUCUACUCGAGGAUAUGAUGAAUUAGUGCCGCAUCAGAUUUCUGUUGUGAAGGAGGAGCGUUUUUACCCCAAGUGGAACCCUUCGGCUUCCCCUGCCUCGGCCGGCGAGGUUGGACCUCAGUCUGGCAUCAUUGCAGGGAAACGGGCUCUCAAUAAAUUGCACCAGGAACUGGCUGCCCAGGGCUUCAUACAGGUCUAUGUAGACCAGGUUGAUGCAGAUAUUGUUGCAAUUACUCGUCACUGUCCCAGCACCCAUCAGUCCGUCGUGACAGUUUGUAGGACAGCUUUCAAGAACCCGAAAACACACCAAUACAGCGCUGAUGUACCGCCAAUGUUUAUUCCUGGGACAAUUGAGGAGGUGGUUUUGGAGGCAAGGACAGUGGACAGACAUGGUGGGAGCUAUGAGAAGGACGACAACUACAUCAACGGCAUGCCAGAAUACACCGUCCAGAUCAAAGAGCACAUCACAUUACAGGAGAGCACAGUGGUGAAACAAGCUGAGGUGACAUCUAAAGGUCGAUCGGAGUUUGUACAGGAAAUCACCUUUCAGAAAUUGACGCCAGGAAGUGUUAUUGCCUUCAGAGUUAGUCUGGACCCCAAAGCCCAGAAAUUGGUUGGGGCAAUCCGAUACAUUCUGUCCCAAUUCAGCCUGAAGUACAGAAAAGGAAGUAUAGCCGAUGAAAACCCACCAGAGGUCCUGAAGAUGCCUCUGGCACAGUUGAUGUCCAAGCUGUCGCUGGCAGACAUGAAUGUCCUGCUCUUCCGUUGCGACGCAGAGGAACAAGAGGAUGGCGGAGGCUGUUACGACAUCCCAGGAUGGAUGGCGUUCAAAUACGCAGGUCUCCAAGGACUGAUGUCUGUGCUCGCUGAUAUCCGUGCUAACAAUGACCUGGGCCAUCCUGUUUGUGCAAACCUGAGACAGGGGGACUGGAUGAUCGACUAUGUCUCCAACAGACUCACACGGCGGGAAGGACCUCUGGCACAGGUCGGCCAGUGGCUGGCUGCCAUGUUUGCUUACCUGAAACACAUCCCACGCUAUCUCAUUCCCUCCUACUUUGACGCCAUCCUCGUAUCCACCUUCACCACCGCCCUGGAUGCAACCUACAAACUCAUGCCAAGUUUCAUUCAGAGCGGCUCCAGCUUUGUGCGACACCUGGGUCUGGGCUCCCUUCAGAUGUGCGGGGUCGGACGCUUCCCCGCACUCCCCCCUCUUUCGGUGGACAUCGAGAAUGUUCCGUAUCGCGUCAACCCGAUCACAGGCCAGAAGGAGCAAUGCUGUGUCACCCUGGCUGCAGGUCUCCCUCAUUUCUCCACGGGAAUCUUCCGCUGCUGGGGCAGAGACACUUUCAUUUCUCUCCGAGGACUGAUGCUGCUCACUGGGAGAGACACGGAAGCCCGGAACAUCAUUUUGGCCUUCGCAGGGACGUUACGUCACGGUUUGAUUCCAAACCUUUUAGGCGAAGGCCGCUGUGCCAGAUACAACUGCCGUGAUGCUGUGUGGUGGUGGCUGCAGUGCCUCCAGGAUUACGUGAACCACGUUCCCGAAGGACAACGCAUUCUCCAGUGUCCAGUCACGCGCAUGUACCCGACUGACGACAGCGAGCCCUGUAAACCGGGAGAAGUGGAGCAGCCUCUGUAUGAUGUGGUUCAAGAGAUUCUGCAGCGCCACCUCGAAGGGAUUUCUUUCAGAGAGCGAAACGCUGGCCCCAAGAUAGAUAUGAACAUGAGAGAUGAAGGCUUCAAUGUGGCUAUCAACGUGGAUCCAGAAACAGGCUUUGUCCACGGAGGAAACCGCUUUAACUGUGGCACGUGGAUGGACAAGAUGGGGGAGAGUGACCGAGCAAGAAACAAAGGCAUACCUGCCUCUCCCAGAGACGGAGCAGCUGUGGAGAUAAUCGGUCUGAGCAAGUCAACCGUCCGCUGGAUUGUGGAGCUUGGUGCCAAAGGACUGUUUCCUUAUGAUGGAGCUAAAGUACACAGAAAUGGCAAAGAGGUGUUCAUUGCGUACGCCCAGUGGAACGAGCAAAUCCAGCAGUCCUUUGAGCCAUGUUUCUGGGUGUCUGGGGAGCCCAUGGACCCCAAUGAAAAACGUCCGGACCUGGUACACAAGAAAGGUAUCUAUAAAGAUAGCGUUGGCGCAUCCAGCCCAUGGUGUGACUAUCAGCUGAGACCCAACUUCUCCAUCGCCAUGGUCGUGGCACCAGAACUUUUCACCGUGGAUCGAGCCUGGAAGGCACUUGAAAUGGCUGAGAAGAAACUACUCGGACCGCUUGGAAUGAAAACCUUAGACCCUGAUGAUAUGGUCUACUGUGGCGUGUAUGACAAUCCUUUGGACAAUGACAACUACAAUGUGGCAAAAGGCUUCAACUACCAUCAAGGACCAGAGUGGCUAUGGCCUGUCGGAUACUUUUUACGGGCCAAACUGUACUUCGCCAGGAAGCAAGGUGAAGAGACGUACGCCAAGACAGCCACCUUGGUCAAAAAUGUUCUGUCACGUCUUUAUACUCACCUGGAGAGGUCACCGUGGAAAGGUCUGCCAGAGCUGACCAACGAGAACGGCCAGUACUGCCCAUUUAGCUGCGAGACCCAGGCGUGGUCUUUGGCUUGUGUGCUGGAAGUACUGUACGACUUCUAGAAAACCUCGACACGGCCCUCUUCCCCGUGCACUCGCUCGUUAUUGUGUAGAUCAAUGUAGCGCUUUUCAGUGGUGCAUGUUGACGUCAAAAGGCAAACCCAUGCUACGCUAGAGUCCAUUUAACUGUUGUUCAGGACAUUUGAAUUCACCCUUGUUAAAUACACGUGCGCUCGACCGGAAACAUGUACAGUGGUACCUUGGUGUGUGUUGAGAAGCCAUUCCAAAAGGUCGGACGAAAAGUACAUUUAAAAAAAAUUAUGUCAACACAAAACAUAGUUCUUCGAAACCAACAAAAGUUUUACUUGCAAUAAACAAAGCGAAUUUGAAGUACGUUACAAAUUUUAGGAUACAACAAUGUGGAAAGUUCAUCCAUCAAUUCAUUUUUCGCUGCUAGUCCAGGUUGCGGAGGCAGCAGUCUAAGCAAAGAUGCCCAGACUUCCCUGGUUCCACAGGGGGGAGACUGCGGCAUCCCCAGGCCAGCUGUGAGACGUAGUCCUUCCAGCGUGUCCUAGGUCUGCCCUGAGGACUCUUUCCUUCUGGACGUGCCAAAAACACCUCACCGGCGAGGCGUCCAGGAGGCAUCCGUAGUAGAUGCCCAACCCACCUUGACACUCUACUCCGAGUCUCUCCCGGAUGACCGAACUCCUCACCCUAUCUCCGAGGUUGAUCACAGACAUCCUGCGGAGGAAACUAAUUUCUGCCACCCUGUCCUUUCAAAGUUCAUGACCAUAGGUGAGGGCAGGAACAUAGAUUGGCUCAGCUCCUUCUUCACCACAACAGACCAGUACAGCUGUGAGACGUAGUCCUUCCAGCGUGUCCUAGGUCUUCUUCACCACAACAGACCAGUACAGCUGUGAGACGUAGUCCUUCCAGCGUGUCCUAGGUCUGCCCUGAGGACUCUUUCCAUCUGGACGUGCCAAAAACACCUCACCGGCGAGGCGUCCAGGAGGCAUCCGUAGUAGAUGCCCAACCCACCUCGAGACUCUACUCCGAGUCUCUCCCGGAUGACCGAUCUCCUCACCUUAUCUCCGAGGUUGAUCACAGACAUCCUGCGGAGGAAACUAAUUUCUGCCACCUUGUCCUUUCAAAGUUCAUGACCAUAGGUGAGGGCAGGAACAUAGAUUGGCUCAGCUCCUUCUUCACCACAACAGACCAGUACAGUGACUGCAUCACUGCACCAAUCCGUCUGUCAAUCUCACGUUCCAUUCUUCCCUCACUCGUGAACAAGACUUCGUGAUACUCAAACUCCUACACUUGAGGCAGAACUUCACUCCCAACUCAAAGGGUGCAGUCCACCCUUUUACAACUGAAAACGAUGGCCUCGGAUUUGGAGGUGCUGGUCCUUAUCCCAGCAUCUUCACACUCAGCUGAAAACCGCCCAAGUGAACGCUGAAAGUCCCAGCCUGACGUAGCCAACAGGGCCGCAUCGUCUGCAAAAAGCAGAGAUGCGACCCUCUGGCCACCUAAUUGGAAACUCUCCACACCCUGACUGCACCUAGAAAUUCUGUCUAUAAAGAUAACGAACAGGACAGGUCAACGUCCACUUGUCUGACAGCGAACCAGAGUCCUGCUCCGAUUGUACAGGGACUGAAUGGUGCGUAGCAACAGACCCUGGACAGGACACUGCAAGGAACACGAUUGAAUGCCUUCUCCAAAUCCACUAGUGGAAUGGUUGAGCAGUACCCUAGCAAGGGCAUAAAUUAUAAUUGGACCACACCCUCCCGUCUCCCUUCCUUAAAAACGGGACCACCACCCCGGUCUGCCAGUCCAGAGUUGAAGAGACCUGUCUGCUACAACAUCCAGAGCUUUGAAGUAUUCGGGGCGAAUCCCAUCCUCUCCUGGUGACUGGGCAAUGUUUUAAUGACAUCAGCGACCCCAGCUCCAGUAAUGGACAUGUCAAAUGGAAAUUUCACUCCCUUUUUAGACCAGUUGAUCUGCCGUUUCUUUUCUUUUUCUCCUAUGUCCCACUCUCCCUUGUGGAGGGGGUCCGGUCCGAUCCGGUGGCCAUGUACUGCUCGCCUGUGUAUCGGCUGGGGACAUCUCUGCGCUGCUGAUCCGCCUCCGCUUGGGAUGUUUUCCUGCUGGCUCCGCUGUGAACGGGACUCUCGCUGCUGUGUUGGAUCCGCUUUGGACUGGACUCUUGCGACUAUGUUGGAUCCAUUAUGGAUUGAACUUUCACAGUAUCAUGUUAGACCCGCUCGACAUCCAUUGCUUUCCUCCUCUCCAAGGUUCUCAUAGUCAUCAUUGUCACCGACGUCCCACUGGGUGUGAGUUUUCCUUGCCCUUAUGUGGGCCUACCGAGGAUGUCAUAGUGGUUUGUGCAGCCCUUUGAGACACUAGUGAUUUAGGGCUAUAUAAGUAAACAUUGAUUGAUUGAUUGAAUUAUUUUGACCUGACAAAUCACUCAAAAACCACUGACAGCUUUUUUAAAAGCUGUCAACAGACACCCAACGUACUUUGUGUCACUUCAUGCAGUUUAUAGAUCGGGCUUUUAGCCUGGUACCUAGCACGCUAUGGGUGUACGGAUUCGUUUUGACGAUGAUUCGUAAUUUGUGGUUGCCGAUGCGAUUCAGGGACCAGCUGGUAUUUUUAGAGCGACCUGAUCCAAAACGAUUCAGUGAGUUGAAACGGAUUUAGUAACUUUUUAGCAAAACAAAUCAAGCAGUGUGAAAUAAAAGAAUUCCCGUUAUUUCCUUUAAGGGCACUAUGGAUAAAAACAAUGAGUGUCCAACUCAUUCUCGUCUUAUUUGAAUGAAGUGCAACCGACACUUAAGGUUAAACCAACACACUGCUCACAUUUUAAACACUCAAAUGUUCAGUAAAAUUCUAAGAGUACAAAUACUCGCUAAACAAAGUUCUGUUCUCCCAGGUGUGUGGAAGUCGGCCGUGUCUUUUGUAGCUUAAAGUUGUGUUGUGUAGUGUCGUUUUUUGUUGUUGUUCUGGCUUUUGCAAACGUGCUGUAGCGGAAAGUCGUUGUGUCGUAAUUAUUGAUAUUGUCUUGUGCCUUUUGCGUUUGUUGUGAGCUUUCUCGACCAGCCGCCAUUUUGUUUUGGUGACGUUUAACGUCCUAAGAUUAAUAUAAAAUCUGCCAUUCCUAAAUCCAAUGUUUUCCUUUUUCUAGUGUCGAUAAAAUCGAUCGAAUCCCUUUAUUCUCUGCAUUUGACCUAUCACCCUGGAUCACCCCCUCGGAAGUGAGGGGAGCAGUGGGCAGCAUCAUUUAUGGUGAUUUAACCCCCAAUUCCAACCCCUAAUGCUGAGUGCCAAGCAGGGAGGUAAUGGGUCCCAUUUUUAUAGUCUUUGGUCUGACUUAGCCGGGAUUUAAACUCACGACCUACGGAUCUCAGGGCGGACACUCUACCCACUAGGCCACCGAGUAGGUAUACUCUUGUUGGCCGAGAUUUUUGCUGCAAACUUUUCUUCCUCACUUACUUUUUCAAAGCGUGGGCACCAGCAUUGACUCCAUGUUCAAUCAAUCAAUCAAUGUUUACUUAUAUAGCCCUACAUCACUAGUGUCUCAAAGGGCUGCACAAACCACUAUGACAUCCUCGGUAGGCCUACAUAAGGGCAAGGAAAACUCACACCCAGUGGGACGUCGGUGACAAUGAUGACUAUGAGAACCUUGGAGAGGAGGAAAGCAAUGGAUGUCGAGCGGGUCUAACAUGAUACUGUGAAAGUUCAAUCCAUAGUGGAUCCAACACGGCCGCGAGAGUCCAGUCCAAAGCGGAUCCAACACAGCAGCGAGAGUCCCGUUCACAGCGGGGCCAGCAGGAAACCAUCCCGAGCGGAGAUGUCCCCAGCCGAUACACAGGCAAGCAGUACAUGGCCACCUGAACAUAGGAGAAAAAGAAAAGAAACGGCAGAUCAACUGGUCUAAAAAGGGAGUCUAUUUAAAGGCUAGAGUAUACAAAUGAGUUUUAAGGUGAGACUUGAAUGCUUCUACUGAGGUGGCAUCUCGAACUGUUACCGGGAGGGCAUUCCAGAGUACUGGAGCCCGAAAUGAAAACGCUCUAUAGCCCGCAGACUUUUUUAGGGCUUUGGGAAUCACUAAUAAGCCGGAGUCCUUUGAACGCAGAUUUCUUGCCGGGACAUAUGGUACAAUACAAUCGGCAAGAUAGGAUGGAGCUAGACCGUGUAGUAUUUUAUACGUAAGUAGUAAAACCUUAAAGUCACAUCUUAAGUGCACAGGAAGCCAGUGCAGGUGAGCCAGUACAGGCGUAAUGUGAUCAAACUUUCUUGUUCUUAUCAAAAGUCUAGCAGCCGCAUUUUGUACCAACUGUAAUCUUUUAAUGCUAGACGUGGGGAGACCCGAAAAUAAUACGUUACAGUAAUCGAGGCGAGACGUAACAAACGCAUGGAUAAUGAUCUCAGCGUCUUUAGUGGACAGAAUGGAGCGAAUUUUAGCGAUAUUACGGAGAUGAAAGAAGGCCGUUUUAGUAACGCUUUUAAUGUGUGAGAGUUGGGUCGAAAAUAAUACCCAGAUUCUUUACCGAGUCGCCUUGUUUAAUUGUUUGGUUGUCAAAUGUUAAAGUUGUAUUAUUAAAUAGAGGUCGGUGUCUAGCAGGGCCGAUAAUCAGCAUUUCCGUUUUUUUGGCGUUGAGUUGCAAAAAGUUAGCGGACAUCCAUUGUUUAAUUUCAUUAAGACACGCCUCCAGCUGACUACAGUCCGGCGUGUUGGUCAGCUUUAGGGGUAUGGUGGGUUGUUAUGCAGUCGUACUCCAAAAAAAUCCAGACUAAUUUACCAACGAGUGGAACUAUUUGAGCAGGUUUUCGCCAAAAAACAAGGUACCGCUGUACUGUUUUGAUUGCGGUGCUGCUUUCGUCAACGUCAACUAAUCCCGAGUAAGAGAACCAAGGCGGAGCCUGGAAUAGACGCAUGUUGCCGUGAGACCCGUACAAAAGUACUUCAUCUAGACACCGUCAGUUCACUUUCACACGCCGUGAGAACGCUCCCACAUUCCAGUCCCGUUAGAACCCGGAAGUAACGUUUCGUGAUCAACCAACCAAGUUUUAACUUCUACAAGUCUCGACAGUUUUUUAAAAGACUGACAAACCAGCAAAGUUUUGAGGUCUUACGUUUGAUCCAACGUCCUCGUUUGGUCGCCGGUUUCUAGCUGUCCGUGUGUCUCUGUUAAAUUUUGGGUCCCCUGCAAAAGGUGCAAGGCGUAAGUAUUUCUGUCCAAUACUUGAUGUUCCGUCCCUCUCAGAUCUUCCCCACAAUCUUGACAUUUGUACACAAUCAGCAUCAAUAAUCAUUUCCCCUCCUUGUGCGUAACUGCAUCUGUUGCACCUUAUGUUCUGUUUAGCCACUGGAAGAAAGUAGAGAAUGUCUAAUAUAUUCAACAUGUAUACAUACUACUUGUUUGCUCUUCAUUGUACUAAAACCUGCAGGUGAAUAAAAACAUGUGCAGUUA
Nerophis ophidion (straightnose pipefish) is the source of this 10263-nucleotide messenger RNA. It is a transcript of the gene agla, whose product is annotated as amylo-alpha-1, 6-glucosidase, 4-alpha-glucanotransferase a. Gene Ontology annotation, biological process: glycogen catabolic process; glycogen biosynthetic process. Lineage: Eukaryota; Metazoa; Chordata; Actinopteri; Syngnathiformes; Syngnathidae. The record is from RefSeq and is a predicted model, not a curated record. Gene Ontology annotation, molecular function: 4-alpha-glucanotransferase activity; amylo-alpha-1,6-glucosidase activity. The coding region runs from base 251 to 4852 and encodes 1533 amino acids. The transcript is spliced from 36 exons.